Bactrocera latifrons is the source of this 2306-nucleotide messenger RNA. RefSeq names its product serine protease inhibitor 42Dd-like. Lineage: Eukaryota; Metazoa; Arthropoda; Insecta; Diptera; Tephritidae. The coding region runs from base 71 to 1372 and encodes 433 amino acids. Gene Ontology annotation, molecular function: serine-type endopeptidase inhibitor activity. The record is from RefSeq and is a predicted model, not a curated record. The transcript is spliced from 4 exons.
AGCGUAGUGCCGUCAUUCUUAGCCGGCACACAUAAAUACUCCAACAAGUCAGGAAAAAUUCAGUCAACAAAUGUUGAUGUCAUUUAUUGGACGUAAAAUAGUCGACGCAAAGAAUUUGCUAGCCCUGUGGAGUCCCCUCAGCAGACGUGGAAACAAUUGCAAUUUUGAUACCUUCCUAACAUUCGUUCUACUACUCUCCGUAUACACAACAACUGCGACCAUGUCGAAUCACGAUCAAAUUGUAGCACAACGCGAGUUCGCCAGCAAAUCGGCACAAUUUGCCGUAAAACUCUUCAAUCACAUGCACAAGAAAGAUCCCAACAAGAAUAUUAUCUACUCGCCUUUCUCGAUACAAACAUGUGUGGGCAUGGCACGCAUUGGCGCGGUCGGUGAAACCGCUGCGGAACUCGACCGCGCACUGGGUCUACCAUCGAACGAUGUGGCGGCGAUCGCCGAUACUUUCCACAAUGUAUUGGUAACCUAUAAGGAUAGUCCGAUUUUAAAGGUCGCCAAUAAGAUUUUCGUUAUGCAAGGCUAUAGCAUCAAGAAGGAAUUCAAUGAAAUUGCCACAACCAAGUUCUACUCCUCAGCCGAUAGCAUUAAUUUCGCUGACAGCGCUAACGCGGCAAAUACAAUUAACAAGUGGGUGGAAUCCAAAACGAAUAAUCUAAUCAAAAAUCUCAUCGUACCGGAUGCGGUGAAUUCCGAUACGCGCAUGGUAUUGGUCAAUGCCAUACACUUUAAGGGCGAAUGGAAAUACCAGUUCCCGAAAUCGGCAACACGUGAUGAUGAUUUCUAUCUGAAUGAAGUCGACUCGGUGCGUGUGCCAAUGAUGAAUUUGAAGGAAAGCUUCGGCUAUGGUGUUAUAUCUGAAUUGGACGCCACCGUGCUCGAAAUGCCCUACAAGGAUUCCGAUCUAUCGAUGUUGGUGAUAUUGCCGAACUUACGCACAGGAUUGGCCAGUCUGCAGGAGAAGCUGAAGAACUUCAAUCUCAGUGACAUCACACGUUAUUUGAUUAACACGAAAGUCAUUGUGAAAAUGCCCAAAUUCAAGGCGGAAUACAAUAUCGAAUUGAAUGAUGCUUUGAUAAAUCUUGGCAUGGCGCGCAUGUUCAGCAACGAUGCUGAAUUCAGUAACAUGCUCGAUUCGACCGAGCCACUGCAGGUCUCGAAAGUCGUGCACAAAGCCUUCAUCGAAGUGAACGAGGAAGGCACUGAGGCCGCGGCAGCCACUGCCAUCUUCGUGGGCUUCAGCGGACCAGCAUUACCUAAACAACCGCCCAGAAAGUUUAUUGCUGACAGACCCUUCGUAUUUCUAAUAAAAAAUAAAGCAAAUUUCGUUAUUUUUGCUGGACAAAAGGCCAGGCGUUAAGGCCUAAAUGUAUUCUACACAAUUUUAAAUUUACUUUUAUUUACUUUACGUAUGUUAAUUAACAGAGUUUAAAUUUGAGAAACUGGUUUAGAUAAAACAAUACGAUGGUCUUGAGGGGUUACGUGGCUUUCACCAAUUUUUCCAUAUACAUAAUUAAUUUAUUACAAUUUUUUAGCAACAUUCGAAAAAAAAUUUUUGAAAAUUUUUGGCCAAAAAAUCAGGCGUUCGUAGCUAGCUCCUGGGGGCACCACCCAAAAAUGUCACCUUGCGGUGGUCAGCAUAACAAGCGAAGGAUUCAUCUAAAAUCAAAAACUCAAAUUUUAACGGUUAGUCGAUGAGUUAGCUCCUGAUUAGUCAAAAAUUUUUUUAAAAAAUAAGAAAUAAAUUUUUUUGCACAGUUGCAAGUAAAACAGUAUGAUUUUAGGUCUAAUUUUUACGACAACUUACCUUGAAAAAAAUUAGUUUUUAUCGAAAAAAUUAUUAUAUCAAUCACGAGGACAUGCUACUUAGAAGAACUCUGAAAAAAUUCAAUAAGAACGUUACACUAGUUUCUGAGUAAUUGUUUCCACCGACUUUGAUAACCAUGUUUCGAGAAAAAACGCGAUCAAAUAUUGGAGUAGCCGAACGAUCUAGCCUGCCGACCGCUCUCCCAAAGUUUAUUAUUGCGAAUACUGAAAUAUUGGGUAAACAUUCUGGAAGCUAAAAAAAUAUUUUUUUGAAAUUUCAAAACCCACCAAACCCCUUAAGAAUUAAUUUUGGAACUCAGCAUCAGACAUUCGAGGAGAAUUGACUAUCAGGCGUUUUAGGAUUUAGGUAUGGAUUGCUUUUCUGAAGCGCUGUCAUACGGUCUCAAAAUCCUCUUAAGUAGUGGCGCACUAAGGGUUACAAUUAGGUGAAAAUAAAUUUUGUGAGAAAAGUUUUUAAUAAAAUAAAG